GAAGAAGUAACAAAAUGAUUCUUCAAAAAAAAAAAAAAAGUGUAUCAAUAUGACUUUGGAUUCAUCUAAACUCACAUGCACUGAAUAAAACAGCUUGAGUUUUUCUAAGCACUGGAACUGAGCUUUGGGUUCAGUACUAUUACUAUUACCUACGUUGACAACUCAUAUUGGACAAUUAAAAAUAAAUAAAUAAAAAAACCUGUCGUUUAUUUAAGGCCUUACUCAAUAAUUGAUACCUACAUGGGGUCAUGGAUCCGAGCUGGGGUUGUACAACGUGCGCCACACAACAUUAUGAUUGGAAAAGAACAGUACCCCAACCAAACAAUUACUAUUCUUAGACUGAUUAAGCGUUUAAUUAAAAGACUCAGCUUUCACCAGAUCCCAUAAUCUCAGAAUUCAGAAUCAAAGUUUGUACCUUAAUUCUUUUUCUUAACGGUAAUAUUGAAAUUUAUUAAAGCUGCGUUUCCAAGAAAGACCCAGGAAUAUUUCCUCCCUAGCUACUCGCUCCAGGUGAUGGAGUUUAUUAUGAGUUAAACCUGGUUUUUAGAGUAGUUGAAUGAAAAGGGUUGCUCUUGUUUCUGAGGCUCUAAAGGAGCAAUAUUGAGCUUGAAUAAUGGAGGAUUAUGCCAGUACUGUCAAUAUUGACAGUUCAGAUUCAUCUAAAGAAACAGAGAUGGUGGAAUUAGAAAACUGCAUGGAAGUUUUAACAAAACUAGACUUGGACUUGGCAUAUUCUUCUGAGAAAUUAGUAAAUCUUCAUGGACUACUGAUGAACCUUUUGGCACAAGAAAAUGAGCUUGAAACAAUAGCAGUGGAGAAUAACUAUAUCUCAGAAGAAUUUAUGGAGAAGGCACUGGUAUUUAAUCUCUUAUCUAGUAUUUUAGAUUCUGAGGUAAGAGAAUUGGACAGUUUCAUGGUUAGUCUCCAAGAAGAAAUUGUUGAUGCACAUAAAAAAAAAUCUUCAUGCAGAAACUUGAAAGAACAAUUUACCAUGAUGGAGGAGAAGUUGAUUGACACUGAAGGAUCUUUGAGACAGACUCAACUUCAGAUAUCAGAUGUCAAGAUUCAGUCAUCUAAGUUGCAGAGAACUGUUCUUGCUUUUACACAUGAAAAUUGGAAAAACUGCAUUGUCGAGGUAUCUGAACAUGGUCUGCUGUCAAAUAUAAAUGCCCAAUCGAAUCUGCAGAUGGCUGGACAAAGACAUAUUCUAAAGAUGCUAGAGAAAUCACUAGCAAGGGAGCUAGAUCUUGAGAAGAGGUUAACAGAAUCAAGAAAAAGUGAGGAAGAACUAAAACACAAGCUACAUUACACUGAGCAGGUAGCGUUUCGCAUGGAAGAAACUGCUCAAGUAGUUUGGGGAAGGUUUCUAGAGGCUGAGAAUUCAGUUGUGGUGCUCAAGGGAACUUCUCACGAAUUAUUAGGUCGAAUCCAACUUGCUCAUUUUAAUUUAAAUAGCAUGGUUCAACGAGAAAAUGAGAUGAAAUGUAAGUACCAAGAUUGUGUAGAAGACCUUAAGAAAAAAGAUGCAGCCUUACAAAGUUUCAAGAUCAGGACUGCUGAAAAUAGUGCCAUUGAUGCUGAACUCUCCAAUUUGAGGGAGACACUGAAGCUUCUGGAGGAAAAGGUUAAAGAAUCAGAGCUCCAUCUGAGCAAUGAAAAGGCCACAAACAGUUCAAGUGAAGCGAAAAUAAGGGAAUUGGAAAAUGUAAUUGAAUCAUUCAGAGAAAGUACUGAUGUAGCAGACACUAGAGCUGAAAGUGCAGAGCUCAAAGUUGCAGAGUUGACUGGAACAAAUGUUGAACUAACAGAAGAGCUUAAUUUUCUGAAAGGAAGUGCUAGUAAGGCAGAGAAAAAGGUUGGUGUUCUUGAGAAGCAACUGAGAGAAGCUGAGAUCCAAUUACAGAACGCAAAGGCAGUGUCUGAAGCAAGUCAAGAGCAACAGAAUAUGCUGUAUUCUGCAAUAUGGGAUAUGGAGACUUUAAUUGAAGAUUUGAAAUCAAAGGUUGCAAAGGCUGAAAACAAGACUGAUGAUGCAGAGGAGCAUUGUAUUAUCUUAUCCGAAACUAAUUCAGAACUCACUAAAGAACUGAGUAUUCUUAGAGAAAGAAUAGAGUACUUGGAGGAAUCGUUGGAGCAAGCUACAAGGUCAAAAGUUGAAAGUGCAAAUGAUAUUAAUGUCAAGACUAAAUUCAUAAUGGAUUUGGUAGUGCAACUAGGGAAAGAGAGAGAGCACCUUGAGAAGCAGUUAAAUCUCUUAACAAAGGAGAACAAAACUAUGGCUGUGAAGCUGGGUAUGACAGUGAAGGAUGCCUCGGUCGGGUACAACAGCAAUAAUGAUGAUGACAAAGAUCUUCCUUCCUUGACAAAUAAUUUAAGCAACAAUGAUUCUUGUGCAAAAUCAUCCUUGGAAGCUGUGAAAGAUUCUGUUGGUCAAAGUUUCCAGUUGGAUGAAACACAUGAAGCUUCUUCCUCAUCAGAUAAUGAUGUCAGGAACUCCAAUUCUGUAAAUAGUGGUGUUGAUAUAGUUUCAAAGCUUGAGGUCUCAAAUGUUGUGUCGUCCACUAGAUGCUUGAACCUAAAAUAUGUAUUUGUUGUGGCAAUGUUUGUAUCACUACUUAUAGUCUCAGCUAUGUAUUUGCUUAACCAAACCUUACCUAUUUCAUUGAUUUUUUUUGUGUGAAUGAAUUUCUCAUGGUCUUAACACCAAUGUUUUUCUCA
Messenger RNA from Cannabis sativa, 2718 nucleotides. RefSeq names its product WPP domain-interacting tail-anchored protein 2. The transcript is spliced from 7 exons. Lineage: Eukaryota; Viridiplantae; Streptophyta; Magnoliopsida; Rosales; Cannabaceae. Bases 614 to 2680 code for a protein of 688 amino acids. The record is from RefSeq and is a predicted model, not a curated record.